AUGGUUAAACAUUGGACUGAAGCAUCUUAUCUGACAAACCCCACUGAUUUAGCACGAUCAAUAUUUUCUAACUCAUUCCUUAUAGCUAAGAGGACUGCGAGGUCUCUUCUGAAAAUUUGGCCUUGUAUACCCUUAGAAAAAGAAGAUUAUGAGCUUAAGCCCACAAAAUUAAAUGAAUGUUUUGAAUUUCUUCCAAUUAUAUUACGAACUGAAAGUAAUGAGCGAUUAUCAUUUAUUGAUCCAAGCACAAUGAUUAUCUCACCCUGGUCUAAGAAAGGGCCAUGUGAAGAAUUUAGGAAAAUAAUUAUUCAGAUUAAUAAUCAAAUUUUAGAAGUUGACCAAAUAGAAGGAAAAAUCAUUUCGGUGAAACCUAAUAAAUUAAAUUUACAAAAAUUAAAAUUAAAUUGGACCAAUUUAAUUCCAAAAAUUGAAUCCCACGCUUUUCACCAACUAGUGUUAUUAAAUAUGACUGAUAUUAAGGACCAUUCAUUUGUGACAAAUAUGGUUAAGAUUAGUCAAAUGACAUACAAAAUACAUGAAAAAGACACAAUAGUAUUAGCAACUAUGUCUCAAGAAUGGGAAGAGGUUGAACGGCAGAUAUUAAAUAGGGCAGUUGGCGACUAUGAAAGUACUUCGGUAUAAGAUUGACAAUGAUAGUAGCUGAAAUGUAUGCCGGGAAUGGAAGAUUGGGGAGACUAUUAUUCGGUCCUGUGGUACAAA
Messenger RNA from Meloidogyne enterolobii, 720 nucleotides. Lineage: Eukaryota; Metazoa; Nematoda; Chromadorea; Rhabditida; Meloidogynidae. The record is from the annotation of a GenBank genome assembly.